Messenger RNA from Phycomyces blakesleeanus NRRL 1555(-), 3462 nucleotides. RefSeq lists its product as hypothetical. Gene Ontology annotation, biological process: regulation of protein secretion; establishment of cell polarity; regulation of exocytosis. The coding region runs from base 1 to 3462 and encodes 1153 amino acids. The transcript has 9 exons. NCBI's taxonomy places the organism in Eukaryota, Fungi, Mucoromycota, Mucoromycetes, Mucorales, Phycomycetaceae. The record is from RefSeq and is a predicted model, not a curated record. Gene Ontology annotation, molecular function: syntaxin binding; myosin II binding; GTPase activator activity. Gene Ontology annotation, cellular component: plasma membrane; cytoplasm.
AUGGCCAUCUUCAACAAACUCACUGGUCUAGCUCAACGAGCUAAAGACGGAGCAAUGACAAAGGUUGUCUUGGCCAAAGACAAACGCCUCGAGCAAUCAUUCUCAGAGGCUCUAGAUCUCGACAAAAUCAGGCUAGGAAAGAUGUCGACCUACGGAUUACCUGAGGUGAUAUCUACAGUUGCUUAUGAUUCCGUAGCAAGCCUUCUGGCAGUUGCUGGCGGAUCAACACAGUAUUCUAUUCGAGUGUUUGGCAAAGGGAUGUCAGCUAGGCUUCAACUUCACACUCUAGCACCUGUAAAAUACAUGCAAUUCAAGAUCGGAUCUCCUAUGCUUAUAGUCAUCGAUCGCGACAAUAGAAUUAGCUUAAUGGAUCUAAAAACAAAGCAACCUAGUCAUGUGUUGGAAGGCGAUGGAAUCAUCACCUGUUUCGAAUAUUGUGUGGGCACAGAUUGGCUCUAUCUUGGCUAUGCAGAUGGUUAUGUCAAGGUACUUGACCUCAAAACAGCUUCUCUUUCACCUUACCGGAUUCCUGACCUGUGGCAUCAACAAAUGCCGCCUGCCACUCACGAUCGCUUCUGCAGUAUAGUCACUGCUAUCCAAAUACAUCCCACUGAUCUCGACCUUUUGUUGGUCGGAUAUCCUUCGGCAGUUUUUCUUUGGUCUAUCCGUGAAAACUCCGUCAAAAGAACCUUUAAGCUUCCUUCUCAAGCACGACUCACUUGUCUAAGUUGGUGCCCGGAAGGAGAUCGUUGGAUGGGUGGCUAUGAUGAUGGGUGCAUUAAUAUGUGGGACAUGCGCUCAGAUACCCCAAUAUUCUCUCGAAAAGUAUUCCAGGCACCUGCUCCAUCCUCGGCCUGUGAGCCUGUCUAUUCCUUGGCCUGGUAUAUUGAUGAUACUUUGCAGAAAUCAUUUGUAAUCGUAGCGGGUGGUUCAGAGAUUCCAGGAUUAUUUGGACUACAUGUAUUAGAGAUAGACACCAACACAAAAGAAUGUCGUAAACAAACAAUUGUGCCUUCUCCUGUGGAUAUUUCAUCUUUUGUGUUAAUGCCCCGUGAUCCUUAUUUUCUUGGUGCACGACAUCCUCUUGGCGUACUCGUACUUGGAUGCGAUGGAACACUUAGGGCACACAGUCUUGCCCAUGGUUACCCACUUUUAACCUUACCGCCUGCUCUCCAAUUCCUUGACCCGCCUGUUUCUCAUGCAUGCCCAGUUCUCGUCAAACCUGCUGCGUUUGAAUUGCUACGUCCUCCUCAUAUUCCCACUCAGUAUCUACCAUUGGCUGGAGGAGUAGUUGGUAGUGAGCACACAUACCGCAUAUCAUCCAAUGAUAUUCUUAUUACACUUCAUCCCGAUAGCUCCAUAUCUUUUUAUGAUGCUUCUUACACUGCACUUCGUCCAUUACCACACCUUACUCGAAAUUGCCGACAUGAUCUUCAAGACCCUUUAGCCAAUAUACAUGCUUUUAAUCUUGAUCCAGAUAGCGCCACCCUUUCAGUGGGAUUUGACACCGGGGCUGUUUUGAUAUACCAUCUUGUAGAAGCAGCCGUUCCUGAAGAUAAUAUAGUGACUCAGUGCGAUUCCACCCUCAAAGAAAUAUCAGAUCUUUUGCAGGAUAUGGAUAUGCUUCCUGAUGAACAAAUUCCAUUUGAACCUUUGGAAACGCCCGAUUUUCCUGUUGAUAUUACCACCUUUGAGUUUAACCAACCCAAUGUCAACAAGUAUCUUCCUGUUACGUUAAUUAAACUUCAGGAUACCUCUAUAAAAUACCUUGUUAGUGCUGGAAAAGACAUUAUUGCGCUAGCUACCACAGAUGGUAAGGUAGCUCUUAUUGAUACAAAGACGAGCCGAGUUAUGUUUUCAUCGGACAUGCGAAUUCAUGUAUUUAAGGAAAACAUUCCCAAGGAAAGUGUAUCAAAAGAACCCCUUUCCAAAGAAAAUCCACAAAAAGAAAACAUCACCAAGGAAAAUGCACCCAAAGAUACAACAUGGGACGAUAUACUCAACGUAGGAAAAGAAUCACCGAACCUGCCAAAUAUAACAGUAACAUACCUCGGCUUUUUCACCUCUUAUUCCCAGUUCAAUAUGAUUGAACCUACUCUUCAGCUGUACGUUGCUCUCAGCAAUGGGUCUACUUAUCAUUAUGCUGUUAACGCCGGCCCUUCUGAUCGUACUUGGAUCCCAGCCAUUGCCCCAUCUAUAUACCACUAUGGCCCCGUAAUUGAUUUGUUUGUACUCAACUUAAGGGGUCAUCUGCAGACUGUUGAUACGACUACUAAACCAAUCGACUUGACCCAAACUGCCAAAAGUACAGCAUCUGUUACCCCUCCAUUGCCACCCACUGUUGACUCUUCUUCGCCUGAUUCAAACGUUCCAGCUGUUGGAACUAUGAGGCCUGAUCCGGCUGCUUCUAUUCAUACCACCUUAUCGACCAGCUCAAUCCCGGCUUCAACUGGUUCGGUUGUAGAAACCCCUCCGAUAACACCUCAAUCUGCACUGGUAACGGAACCUGAGUUUAUUUCAGAGUCACCAACCAAAUCUUCGCCGGCUUCUCCUGUCUUGCCACCCAAGAGUUCUCGCUCCCGAUCUGGAUCGCUUAACUUAUUGAGGAAAUCGAGUAGGAAGAGUAACAAACAGACUGCACAGUCCAAUGAGAAUGUACCUCCUGUACCAAAACUACCCACAGGAAGAUCCAAUGAUGGAAGACCCGAUUAUAAGGUCCAACCCGACCCGCAUUUUAUUGUUUUAGUAAAUUCAAACACUGUGCGUGUGGCCCUGAGUGGUUAUCAAGUUAGAUUGUUUAAAACUGCUAUUGAUGAACUUGAGGGAUGGAAAACUGGGGACUGGAUUAUACGUGGCCAAGUCAUUGAACUUAAAGUCGGAACUUGUCUUUCCUUGUUACUCCAAUCUGGCAAGAUAGUCUUAUAUUCAUUACCAACAUUACGUCCCCUGGUUUAUCUUGAGCCACCUCCCAGAUUAUUGGUCGAUAGAUUGCAUGAAGCUACACUAACGGCCGAUGGACGAAUAACUCUCUGGACAGGGCGAUUUGAAUUGGAGCAAUACACAUACAUGCUUCAAAAUGAAAUCUCAUUUGGAGAAUCAGUCAUGCUAUAUGAUCCUGGACGAAUGCUUGGACCUCGUCCGGUAACGGUGACACCUGCGCCAAAAAAGACAUGGCUUGGAACAGUGACAAAUGCUUUCCAAAAAGAACCUCUAAGCAUUGAGGAAUUAGAUGAUCAAAUGGGAAGACAUCCGCCACCUUCAGUAGAAGAAAACACACACAAACACGAUGUCAAAGGAAAGGGUGUGUUUGAAGAACUCGGUGAUCAAAUGAAUGAGCGCGGGGACCGAUUGAAUCAACUUGAUAAAAAAUUCCAAGAUAUGAGCGAUGCCUCAGGCGACUUCUUAAAGGCAAUUCAGGAAUAUAAUGAGCGCCAAGCUAAGAAGAAAUGGUGGGAAUUCUAA